GGACUUUCAAGAUGGUCGCUAGUUAACAAGACAUGUGAGAUAUUUAAGCUAAGAUUUUCGCGUUAACGUCAGGUUUAGGUUUCCAUUCCCGGCUUGAAAAAGUUGUACUGUUUAAAAAAAAAAAAAAAGAAUGGGGAAAACAAAGACUAAGAACCAGAAGAAAGCCCGUGAGGCUGCCACCCUUCAGGCGGACGAGUCUUACUCCACUGUGCCGCACACCUUCGUGUUUCACCGUGGACAGAUCGGCAAGAAUGUGGGUCAGCUGGUGCUGGACAUGAGACGAGUCAUGGAGCCUUACACUGCCAGAUCUUUAAAGGUGCGGAAGAAAAACGUCUUGAAAGAUUUCGUUGCUGUGGCCGGACCGUUAGGAGUCACGCACUUCUCAAUAUUUACCAAAACAGAAAAUGGUGUAAACAUGAGGCUCGCACGGCUUCCCAAAGGUCCAACGUUAUAUUUCAGUGUUGCAAAGUACACACUCAUCAAAGAUGUAGUUUCAUCUUUAAAGAGGCACAGGAUGCAUGAUCAGCAGUUUACCCAUCAUCCUUUGCUAGUGCUGAAUAAUUUUGGCAUAGAGGGCAUGCAUGUCAAGCUGAUGGCCACCAUGUUCCAGAACAUGUUCCCCUCGAUCAACGUACACAAGCUCAACCUCAAUUGCAUAAAGAGAUGUGUGCUGUUAAAUUAUGAUCCAGUUUCUCAGGAGGUGGAGUUUCGUCAUUAUAGCUUGAAAGUGGUGCCCGUGGGCAUGAGUCGAGGGGUGAAGAAGCUCAUGCAGGAGAAGUUUCCCAACAUGAGCAAGCUGCAGGACAUCAGCGAGCUCCUCAUGAAAGGCAUCAACCUUUCUGAGAGCGAGGCAGAGCAGGAUGGGGAUCACAACAUCACAGAGCUUCCUCAGGUGUAUUCGGGUCGUGGGAACAUGGCCGCCCAGCAGAGCGCAGUUCGGUUAACUGAGAUUGGCCCCAGAAUGACCCUGCAGCUGGUGAAGAUAUUAGAAGGCAUGGGAGAAGGAAAUGUGCUUCAUCAUUCCAUGGUCUCAAAAUCAGAGGAAGAGCUUCAGGAGAUGCUGAAGAGGAAGGAAGCCCGUCUGAAAGAGAAAGAAGCGAGGAAAAGAAAACAAGAAGAGAACAUUGCUCUAAAAAAAGAGCAACGCGAUCAGAACAAGAAAAAAAGCUUGGAGGGCAUCAAAAAAAAGCGUCAGCAGGAAGGGCAGGUGUCCGAUGAUGAAGUGGAGGAUCCUGGGAACCAGGAGGACAAGCCUCCAGCCGAAGACUCUGAGGAUGAAGCGGAUUAUUACAGACAGGCUGUAGGAGAGGAACCAGAUGAAGACAUGUUUCCUGCUGCAAAAAGGAAGCGUGGCCCCGGAAAGUCACAGAUACCCUUCAAAAAGAGGAAGCUGUCACCGGGGAAGGGCCCUCCCUUUAAGUCGCCUGACAGGGGAAAGAAGGCUGGCGGGCAGCGGUUUGGGGAUAGAAAAACGGUAGAGGGGAGAAACAGAUUUAGGAAGAGUGAAGGAGGCAAGAAGUUUGGCAAAAAAGGGGGGAAAGACGAUAGAUUUGGAGGACAGAAAAAAGGAGAAACGGGCAAGAAGUUCGGCGGACAGAGAACGUUUAAAGGACGUGCGGUUAUGAAACGCCAGAAAGGCACUGGUGGUAAAAAGGACUUCAGACACAAAAAAGGAAAAAGCUGAAGGAAAUGAAAAUGAGGAUGGACAUAUCUAAAAGCGCUGAACCACAAGGUGGGACUGUUGCUUCACUGAUGCGUCAUGACUGAUGUAUGAUUUCCACGCAAACAUCAGCAAUAUCCUGCGUAAUGUCAGACUUGUGCCUUGUGUAAAUGUUCAUAGAGUUGUAUCCAGUUACCAAUAAAUUUUCAAACUGCCAAGCA
Molecule: messenger RNA, 1881 nt
Organism: Megalobrama amblycephala (Wuchang bream)
Lineage: Eukaryota; Metazoa; Chordata; Actinopteri; Cypriniformes; Xenocyprididae
Gene: ppan
Product: peter pan homolog
Exons: 12
Coding region: 131-1684 (517 amino acids)
Biological process (GO): rRNA processing; ribosomal large subunit assembly
Cellular component (GO): preribosome, large subunit precursor
Molecular function (GO): rRNA binding
Source: RefSeq, a predicted model, not a curated record